Molecule: messenger RNA, 2208 nt
Organism: Zeugodacus cucurbitae (melon fly)
Lineage: Eukaryota; Metazoa; Arthropoda; Insecta; Diptera; Tephritidae
Exons: 3
Coding region: 738-1157 (139 amino acids)
Source: RefSeq, a predicted model, not a curated record
UGGAUUUGGUUUGGAAUAUCUUGGAAUAUCUGAACAUCCGAUUGACAUUAGAAUCUUUUCGGCUUUUUCCUAAUUCUUAGAACUCCAACGGGAAAUCUCACUGAUUUUUAACCCUACGGUGUUCUUGUAGAACUGUAUUGUCUCAAUCCGAACGUAUGACUAAGUGGCUGAGCAUCAAAUUGAAGUUGCGAUGACGAAAAUAACAACAAAUUUAAACAAUCUUGUUAUUAUUUUGUAAGUUUUGGAGGAAACAAGUGGCCUCAUUAUGCACAUUCACGCAAAACAGCAAAACAAUUAAGUAAACGGUGUCAAAAUUGAGAUGAACGUAAACCUAAAUCGAAUUGUUGUUGUAUAAAUAGUUGUAAUUUUCAGUUAAUAGGAUUUUUUUUAUAUUCACUUGUCCUUCAAACAAAUAAGUUUUACGAUAAUUGAGCCCAUACCCGACUCCCUGAUGGGUUAGAACCCUCUCUCUAUUUUGUAAUGCGUAUGAACUUCAAUAAUCGAAAUAAGAUACGAGCUUAGAACACGUUUUGUGCCUGCUAAUAAAAGAAGUAAUAAGCCUAAAUAGAUAAGUAGCGUUUUGCAAGCUGACUGCAAAAAAUCUAAAACUGGAGCAAUAAGUCAUUCAAAUAACAAUAAAUACCCAGAAUUAAGUUGAAAUUUGCAAUAUAUAAGCGCUACUAGGCGCGCUUGGCGUACAUUUGCUAAAUAUAGCACAUUGGCUACACUGCUUAGAGAUGGCUGCACAGUACGCUACACGUAUUUUCGCGACAACUUUUCUGGUUUGCCUCUUGGGUGAUUUCACCUCAUCCUUUGUGGUGUCAACGCUCUUUGGCGGCAUUAUCAACAGCAAAUUAUCUCUUCUAAACCCAGCAUAUCGUCCAGUCGGUGAUACUGGGCCAGUCACAUUUCCACCCGUAAUUUAUGUGAUUGUAGCCCCGAAUGUCGGAGAAACUACAACAGUCGGCAGUGUGCCGCCAACUCCACCAAGCGCUCCUCAAGAAGUUGUUGCAUCUACUGUCGCACCGGAAACUGUCGGUCAAGACACUACAACGCCUGUGUUGGAGAUUCAACCCACCACGGCAAUUCCUGCUGGAACUCCUGGUGAAGGCAAUGGAGAAGCUAUUGAAGGCUCAGUUGAAACUGAAUUAACGUAGAAUUGCACCAGAAAUUUCCUCAGAAACAUAAUCUAUUCUUAUGCAGCAAUUCGUACCCUGUGAAUUUACGCUAUAGACUAUUUGACAACUAAUAUGGGAUACAGUAUUGUAUUUAGUAGAUAUCGGGAAUUUAUUGCACCUUUACAAAGACUUUGAAACACCUCAAAAAGUAUUGAUUAAUUCCAUAUAUUUAAAUUAACGAACAAUAAAUUUCACCAACGGUUUAAUUACUUUUAAAUAUCUGUGUUUAUUGUGGAUAAUAAUAAUCUUCUUCUUCUCGUUAAUAAUGGAGAAAUAUAGACCAAAAGGUAACCCAAUUGUUAUAUUUCUAGAUUUCUUUGAGCUGUUAUGCCUUAUAAACGAGAUAUUCGGUGAUCUAGUAUAAUCCACCAUCAACUUUUUUAGUUUUGUAGAUGUUUAUUUGGUUCGUAUUCAGAGAUUUGAUCUCAUGCGCGUGUUUCGGCAUAAUUUGUCGGCUCUCAUUUAAAUUACAUAAGAAUACAUAAACCUAAUAGAUAACACUAACUAAUUACAUUAUGUUAAACUCAUUAAUAUGCUAAUUAAUUGUGUAUCGUCUAACGUGUGUAUAUAAAUAGUACGGAUAUCACAUGAAGGCAAACAUUUCAAUGACAUUGUUUUCAACACUUCAGAACAUGAAUUUCAAACUGUUGCUUGCGUUAAUAGUUUUCCUCGCCUUGUUCUACGAUGCCACCGCUUUUGGUUUUGGACUGCUUAAAAGCAUAAAAGAUAUCUUAUGUGGCCAAAUGACGGCAACAACGACCACGACGACGACGACAACAACACCACCAACUCCACCAACGAUCUUGAAUUUGACGCAAAACGCAACAGGCGCCUUGGGAUUUAUUGUGCGUGUACUUAGUGAGAAUCUCGCGGACCCAUCCUGGGGAGCACCGGUGAUAUAUGCGCCUAUUUUCAACUGGGCGCAAACGACAGCUAACGAGUCGAAUACUUGAAAUGGUCAAAUAUGUGCUCCAACAGUUUAGUGGUUCAAAAAGUGAUUAAUUUCAAAUAAAAUUCAGUCCCAGUUAUU